This is a messenger RNA of Botrytis fragariae, 189 nucleotides long. RefSeq lists its product as uncharacterized. NCBI's taxonomy places the organism in Eukaryota, Fungi, Ascomycota, Leotiomycetes, Helotiales, Sclerotiniaceae. The transcript has 2 exons. The record is from RefSeq and is a predicted model, not a curated record. Bases 1 to 189 code for a protein of 62 amino acids.
AUGACUGUUAGUUCUUCGUCGAAACUCACACCUUCUGCAAAACAAAACUCUCGAUAUUCUCAAGACGAAGAUUUCAGUGACUCCUCGGUCUCUGAGGCGUCUAUGUCUACAAAUAGAAAGCAAAAGGGGAUUGAGAAGAUAAUGAACUUGGCUCGAGAAGAAGAUCAAAAGACAGAACAACGCUUUUAA